AGCUGCUGAUCUCUGACAUUAGAUGGAGAAAUCCGUGUUUAAUAGAGAUGCUCACCAGAAUCGAACAUUUUCCUAUUCAUGUUUUUCUCAGAGAGAUGUCUGUUACAGCUGCGGUGCUUGUGGAUAUGAGCUGAAUCUGACAUCCUCCAACCGGAACACCUCAACCAUCGGUUCGAAAUACGGGAAAUCCAUAAAACGAGGUAUAAUAUCAUUCUUCAAUAUUGAUGAAAGCAGAUUUACGCAGGUUGAUGAGAUUCAAUGCGUGCCCCAUUUCUCAAAGCACUCUUGGGGUUUGUUUCGACGAAAAACAAAGCUCCUUUGCAGGAAGUGCGGUAACCAUAUUGGGAAUGCGUACAACGGUCACAGUUCGACCCUUGUUCUUGUGUCUGAUGGAACAGAGCCAUCCUUAAGCAACGAAGCAUCCCCUCAUAUGAAGUAUGACAUUCGCAUCCGUGCAUUGCAGCCUUCGUCUUCUGAGGAAUGUGGAGCCCCUGUUUUGGCUUGACGUUUCUGCCCAAGUUUGUUUCCUCUCUUCUAUACUGCUAAUGCAUAAUGCCCCCCGCGGUCAGAAGAUUCGUAGAGGAAGUAAAGUAGUGUACGUAACGUUAUGGUAAGGUUUUUGUGUUCCUCCUUCUCGAAGGAAAGUUAUUGAUUGUUGAUUAAUGUGUACAUGAGUUGUAAGAAGCAAACCGGAAGAUAUCACGUAUUUGGGAUUUUCAGAAAUUGGAUUAAAAUGUACAUCACUGGAAGAUAAAAUGUUGAUUUGUUUGCAAUAGGAGUUGUAUAGUUCAGU
This is a messenger RNA of Neltuma alba, 793 nucleotides long. RefSeq lists its product as uncharacterized. The record is from RefSeq and is a predicted model, not a curated record. NCBI's taxonomy places the organism in Eukaryota, Viridiplantae, Streptophyta, Magnoliopsida, Fabales, Fabaceae. Bases 23 to 505 code for a protein of 160 amino acids. The transcript is spliced from 2 exons.